AUGGCUGACCUUGCAAGCCGGAUCACGAAGCCAGCGGAUGAUGCUGCGCCUGCACCCGAGACGCCUGCAGCAGCCGACACCGCUGCUGCUGAAACCCCCGUUGGCGAUGCUCAGAAUGAUGGCGCUGUCGAGAGCCUUGGCGGCUCAGGACUCCAGGAGCCUGGUUACGAAGUUGAGAUCACUCUGAGCGAUCUUCAGCAAAACGAAGCCACCCCGUUCCACUCCGCCACGACUUGGGAAGAUAUCGGCCUGCGCGAAGAGCUUCACAAGGGCCUCUUGGCACUGAACUUCCUGAAGCCUUCCAAGGUCCAAGGCAAAUCGCUCCCUCUCAUGCUGAGCGACCCCCCUACAAACAUGCUGGCACAGUCGCAAUCUGGAACUGGAAAGACGGCUGCUUUCGUCACCGCGAUAUUGUCGCGUGUUGAUUUCAGCAACCCUGAUCAACCCCAGGCUUUAGCUCUGGCACCCAGCCGUGAGCUUGCUCGUCAGAUUGAAGAGGUUAUCCGAGCCAUCGGACAUUUCAUCCAGAACUUGAAGAUUGCACCCGCUGUUCCUGGUGCUCUUCCUCGCGGUGAACCGGUUCGUUCUGCUGUUGUCGUGGGCACACCAGGAACUGUCAUGGACAUCAUUCGCCGAAGGCAAUUGGAUGUCUCACAGUUGAAGGUCCUUGUUCUCGAUGAAGCAGAUAACAUGCUGGACCAGCAAGGUCUCGGCGACCAAUGCAUGAGGGUCAAGGGCAUGCUGCCCAAAACCAUCCAGACUCUUCUCUUCUCCGCUACAUUCCCUGAGAAGGUUCUUCAAUACGCAAACAAGUUCGCGCCUAACGCGCAUUCGCUUAAGCUCCAACGUAGUGAUCUCACAGUCAAGGGUAUUUCCCAGAUGUUUAUCGAUUGCCCCAACGACAGCACAAAGUAUGACAUUCUCUGCCGCCUGUAUGGCCUCAUGACCAUUGGACAGUCCGUCAUCUUCGUCAAGACUCGAGAGAGCGCCAAUGAGAUUCAGCGACGAAUGGUUGCAGACGGACACAAGGUCUCAGCUCUACACGCCGCCUUUGAUGGAAGUGAGCGAGACGAGCUUCUUUCCAAAUUCCGCAGCGGUGAGAGCAAAGUCCUGAUCGCUACCAAUGUUAUCGCUCGAGGUAUCGACGUAUCCAGCGUGUCCAUGGUCAUCAACUACGACAUCCCCAUGAAGGGACGAGGAGAUACCGAGCCUGAUACCGAGACAUACCUUCACCGAAUUGGACGAACCGGUCGUUUUGGCCGAGUCGGAGUCAGCAUCAGCUUUGUGUACGACAAGAAGAGCUAUGAUGCUCUUAGCUCCAUUGCCAACCAUUAUGGCAUUGACCUCGUGAAGCUCGACACCGACGACUGGGAUGACGCCGAGGAGCGUGUCAAGGAGGUGAUCAAGAAGAACCGAGCGCAAGCCGCGUAUGCACCCAGCGCAACCGACCCCCAGAAAACAGGAGCUGCUUAG
Messenger RNA from Clonostachys rhizophaga, 1473 nucleotides. The record is from the annotation of a GenBank genome assembly. NCBI's taxonomy places the organism in Eukaryota, Fungi, Ascomycota, Sordariomycetes, Hypocreales, Bionectriaceae.